AUGACCGGGCACAACGCUCCACUGACGCCUCCUCUAACAGAGAAUGACAUCCAGCAACUGUUAGCAAGUCAGAGCCCUUCUUCAGCGAAUCCACCUACGACGCUUAGACAUGGUCACGCCUCCGCCGUAUUUCAGGACGUAUUUCCAGCAAUUUCCAAUUUCGCGAUACAAAACCUCCUUCCGGAGCUCAUAAGUCUAGCGGAGGCAACUGAAUUGAGUGCCGACGCUGCGUCUCGCCAAGAUGAAACUAGAUUAUUAGUUGUCGGUCCAUUGGUGCUUUCGUACAUAAUCACAGACGAGCUACCUCCUGCUCUAUUCGCCUUGAGGCGAUUACCAGAGAACCUUGCUUCCCACCCUCUCUCCAAGGCCCUUCUCAAGUUGCUUGCUGCAACGCAGAAUAGAACGUAUCAUCUUGUAUACAAAAAUGCAAACGACCUCGUGCUACUAGUGCAAGGCGACUUAUUUGAUAGCCUACUAGCUACUGUCGUCAAGCUUCUUGUAGAAAGACAUAUCACUGCUUUCCGUCGAAAAACAGCGGAGCUCCUUCUGAAGGCUUACACAUCGCUGCCUCUGCCCUUAGCGAUGACCUAUCUAAACCUUCCCGAAGAUGGUAUCCGCAGGGCAAUGGAAAGCUACGGCUGGAUGUACGACUCCACUGUAAAUCAGCUGAUUGCUCCUUCCUCAAGAAACCCAUCUUCUCAUUCUAAUUUGACGUCGACACAAUCGACUAUUAGACUUAUUGUAGGAGGGGCUGCGCAGUUCGAUAUUGGAAGUUGA
Fomitiporia mediterranea MF3/22 is the source of this 777-nucleotide messenger RNA. RefSeq lists its product as uncharacterized. Bases 1 to 777 code for a protein of 258 amino acids. Lineage: Eukaryota; Fungi; Basidiomycota; Agaricomycetes; Hymenochaetales; Hymenochaetaceae. The record is from RefSeq and is a predicted model, not a curated record. The transcript has 5 exons.